CCACCGCGGGUUGGCAACAGUUGCUGCUAACGCAACGCUCCUUUCAAACUCAAACCGUCCCUUUCUGACGUCUCUCCUUUAAUCGGUCGGUUCUUUUUGCCUGGAAUUCUUCUUCUGUCAUUUAUUCCCCUUCCCCCCCUUUUUUUUUGGAGUCCCGCUUCUUCGUCUUCUACCCCCCCCUGGACGGCCCUUCCUCUGAAACAUGAACGUUCAUCCAGCCCCCUGAGGUCGGUUUCACAUUGAAUCAACCUACUUGAUCCGCAUCAAUUACUAUGACGGAUUCUACGGCUACUCCCUCGGACACGAGGGGCCCCGAAGGUGCUUCGAUUCACUUGAACUCCGGCGGAUUCGAGCCUCUUUCGCUUUCGUUGCCCAGUCACUCGAGACUGUCCUCCCCUUUACCAUCUCCGACUGGAAGCAAGUCCGCGGCGCCGGCCAACAAUGCAGAAUCCGCAGAUGAGCGGGAUAGGAUGGGCUACCCUCCCCCGGUAAAGCAGGGCAGCAAUGCCAUCCACGAUCAAAAAGAAAAACCUACGGGGAUUGCCAAUGGGAUUCCGGAGGGGGGUGAUGGCGCCCCUAAGAGCACACCAGCCUCCCUGAACCCUCGUCGACCGAUCGAUCUGGCCGCCAACUCGCAGAAGCCCAAAAGCCUGAACUCCCAACAAUCUCACCCCGGGACACCCGCUACGCCUCGCCGUCCAAGCGUCCAAUUCACCCGGGACGCUUCUGAGAAUGACCAUGUCCCGGAAUUGAAUCCAUCGAGACCCUCUUCUGCCAUGGGCGAUGAUGCCGAUCCGGGGUCAAAAGGGAAAAACUCCAUCUUCACCAAAUUAAAAGCGUUUGCCGCCUCGCCAUCCUUCACCUCUCACUCGCGGUCAGCCAGUGGCGCAACGAUCGGGGACAUUCGACCGAUGAACCAUGACCUGGCCACCCCCGGAUCGGAACGGGGGGAGUUUCGGUUUCCAAAUACCUUAGAAGAGGAAGGGAGUGAUGUGGACGCCGACGCCGAGGAAAGUGCUGGAGAGCAACAUGCUCAACAUCGCAAAAAGAAGAAACAGUUACGGCGGCCCAAGGGCGAUGAGUCUGCUCCUCAGACCGAACCGAACACGCCUAAGGCCGUAAGCCGACCGUCCUUCAAUCUCACCGGCUCCUUUGCCCCUUUCGAGAAUUACCGGCCGAACUUUUUCCCCCGACGGAACACCGGCGACUACGCCCAGCAUCGUGAGGGAGUGUCGGAGGAUGAAGGUCGGGAUCGUCUCAACCGGGAUACCACCUGGAGGCGGAGAAGCGCCUGGCUCGCGAACUCGCGCGGCAUAACCCAUAGUGGGCGACAGCUUGAUCCCCAUGCGAACCAGGAAGAUAGGCGGCCGAGUAAUCUCCGGCGGUUGACUGGGUUUGGGCCGUCCGAAAACGCGGAAGGCCUUUCGGCUCCUUGGAGGCGACAUCGCGCGGACCGUGGAUCCAGCCUGAGUGCCCAAAGAUGGCGACAGAUCAAAGCUGGAUUGAAGCUGAUCGGCCAGCGCCGGAAGGCUGACAGCACGGUGGACCAUGCAAAGUCGGCCGAGCUGCUAGCUGAGCUAACUUCGGGGGUGCCGGCAGCAUUGAUUCUGGCCAGCAUGUUCCAGCGUGAUGAGCACGGGAGCAAACGAAUCCCCAUCCUUCUUGAACAGCUCAAGGUUCGAGUCACAGACAGUAAGAUCGACUCGCAUUCUGGAGAUCGUCACUUGGUGUUCAGAAUUGAGCUCGAAUACGGCAGCGGCAUGACUCGUAUGAAAUGGAUCAUUCAUCGGACACUCAAGGAUUUCGCCAACCUCCACCUGAAGUACAAACUGCAUUUCGGCACGCAGAAGUACAUCCAAUUGCGGAACACAGAAAGUGGGCAGAAUCUCCCGCGAUUUCCUCGAAGCGCGUUCCCAUACCUGCGUGGUGUGCGCGGCCUAGACAGUGACCUGGAGGACGAAGAGGAGGAGGGUGGCUACGAGACAGCCGCAGAGGCAACGAGUGGUAAUGAGAGAGCUGGUAAAAGACAUCAGCACGCGCGACGGCAAUCAUCUGCUGGCCCGUCUCGCCGGCAAUCGACUGUGACGAACACCGAGGGAGAGGGCGCUGCUGGAGCUGCGAGUACGGCAGAAGCAGGCCCGUCAACCAAGAAGGAAACCUACCCGGAGAGGCAGAGAAAGAAACUGGAGUCCUACCUCCAAAAAUUGAUCCGGUUUCUGAUCUUCAAGCCCGAUAGCAACCGCUUGUGCAAGUUCUUGGAGCUGUCGGCGCUGGGAGUUCGUCUUGCUGCCGAGGGAAGCUAUCAUGGCAAGGAAGGGUAUUUGAUCAUCCAAUCAUCCAAGGGCCUUGAUUUCCGGAGAGCCUUGACUCCGGCUAUGGUAAAGAAGCGUCAUUCACCAAAAUGGUUCCUUGUCAGACACAGCUAUGUCGUUUGUGUUGAUUCGCCCGAGGAGAUGAAUAUCUACGAUGUGUUUUUGGUCGACCCAUUUUUCAAGCUACAAACACAGAAGAUCAGUAUACGCAAUCAGAAGGCAAAGGAGCUGGCAAAGUCGGCGAAGGAGUCGGCCAGGCAUCCGCAACAUCAUACGCUGAAACUCGAAAACUCAGAGCGGAAGCUCAAGCUCCUGGCCCGGAACGAACGCCAGCUUCACCAGUUUGAGGACUCUAUUCGGUUCAUGGUAGACAACACCCCCUGGGCAAAGCCUAAUCGAUUCGACAGCUUUGCUCCCGUGCGUCACCACUGUUUUGCCCAAUGGCUGGUUGAUGCUCGCGAUCAUAUGUGGGUGGUUUCCCGUGCGAUCAACCAGGCGAAAGAUGUCAUCUACAUCCAUGACUGGUGGUUGAGCCCUGAGCUUUACAUGCGACGCCCAGCUGCUAUCAGCCAAAAGUGGCGGCUGGAUCGGCUUCUCCAACGCAAGGCCCGCGAAGGAGUCAAGAUAUUCGUGAUCAUGUACCGGAACAUCAAUUCCGCCAUCCCGAUUGACUCGGAGUACUCCAAGUUCUCCCUUCUGGACCUGCAUCCCAACAUCUUUGUCCAGAGAUCGCCCAAUCAGUUCCGACAGAACACUUUCUUCUGGGCGCAUCAUGAAAAGCUAUGCAUCAUCGACCACACUCUGGCUUUCGUGGGCGGUAUCGAUUUGUGUUUCGGCAGGUGGGACACGCCCCAGCAUAUGCUCACCGACGACAAGCCGACCGGGUUUGAGACACCAGAUGGCCCGAAAGAUGCAGACCACUGUCAGCUAUGGCCCGGAAAAGACUAUUCCAACCCGCGCAUUCAAGAUUUCUACGAUUUGGACAAACCAUACGAGGAGAUGUACGACCGGAACACCACGCCCAGGAUGCCAUGGCACGACAUAUCAAUGCAUGUUGUCGGUCAGCCCGCUCGGGAUCUCACGCGCCAUUUCGUUCAGCGCUGGAACUACAUUCUGCGCCAGCGAAAGCCAACGCGGCCCACGCCGUUUCUCCUGCCUCCACCAGACUUUGACGCUGCUGACCUAGAGGCUCUUGGCCUUGAUGGCACCUGCGAACUUCAGAUCCUGCGGUCUAGUAGUGCGUGGUCGACUGGUACUUCGGACUUGACGGAGCACAGCAUCAUGAACGCCUACGUCAAGUUGAUCGAGGAAUCCGAGCACUUCGUGUACAUCGAGAACCAGUUCUUUGUCAGCACAUGUGAAAUCGACGGGAGGAAGAUCGAGAAUCUAAUCGGCGACGCGUUGGUGGAGCGGAUCACCCGGGCGGCGAAAAACAAAGAAGCCUGGCGCGCUACCAUCGUCAUCCCCCUAAUUCCCGGGUUUCAAAACACCGUGGACAGCGAAGGCGGGACAAGUGUCCGUCUGAUCAUGAUGUGCCAGUACCGGAGUAUCUGUCGUGGGGAGACAUCGAUAUUUGGACGGCUGCGAGCGCUCGGCAUUGAACCGGAAGAUUACAUCCAGUUCUACAGUCUUCGGUCCUGGGGAAAGAUCGGACCUCACAAACAUUUGGUCACCGAACAGCUGUAUAUCCAUGCCAAGUGUAUGAUUGUGGACGAUCGAGCCGCGAUCAUUGGGUCUGCAAACAUUAACGAACGGUCCAUGUUGGGAUCCAGGGACUCGGAGGUUGCAGCGGUCGUCCGUGACACCGACAUGAUCUGGUCUACCAUGAACGGCCGCCCUUAUCUCGUCGGACGAUUCCCCCACACGCUUCGGAUGCGUCUUAUGAGAGAGCAUCUGGGCAUCGACGUGGACGAGUUGAUGGAGCAUUCAAUGGCGACCGAGGAGGAAUUGCGAAGAAUCGAAAUUGCCGAGGAGGACUCGAAACCCGCGGAGGACCGCGAAAGGCUGGACUCUGAGUCUCUUAUUCAGGAAAAACAGACGGAGCGGGAUAUGAUUGAGCGUCGGCAUCGGAUUCAAGACGAGUUUCUUUCACGCUCGGAAGACAUGCACAGUUUUAACCACGAUGUCGAUUGGGAGCAGAGCAACAAUCCGAACCUCAAAUCCAACCGAAAGCUGACUGCGGAUGCGCGAGUGACCGCCAAUCAGGAGCACAAAAAGGACGUGGAUGGGUUCGGGGCCGACAAUCUUAACGCUGCUUCGCAGGGCGGAUGGGGAGACGCCCGUGAUACCCAAUUUCUGGAUACGAAGACCGAAGUAUUGGUUUCUCCCGUCGCGAGCGAGGGCAAAGGCACUGUACAGCAACCGAAGCGUUCGCAACAACGACCCGGUCAGAAUGCCGAUGAGAGAGACGGCCAGAAUAAUUUGGCUGCGACGGUCAAUGAUGUCGAAUCGAGUCCCAUCGCUCAAGGAUCCCCGAAUGCUCGCUAUCCGGCACUGGCGUUCGGACAAGAGGCCGAGAGUAACAGCGGCGGCGUCGCUCCCCCAUCCAGAGACAGAUAUGACUCCGACAAAUACCCGCAUCCACUUGGCCCAGACAUGAAACAUAUAUACAUCGACCAGGAUUGCAUGCGAGAUCCGGUGAUUGAUUUGUUCUAUCUAGACACAUGGCAUGCCGUCGCAGAGAAAAACACAAAGAUCUUCCGGAGCGUUUUCCGUUGCAUGCCCGACAGCGAGGUGAAAUCCUGGAAAGAAUACAAGGAAUACACAGCUUAUGCAGACCGUUUCACCGAGCUGCAGAACCAGCAAGGGGCCAAGGCAACCGCCAAGUCGCAUCUGCAAGCUGUCAGCCCGAACAUCGAGAAACAGGCGACGGAAACCAUCCAGAGCCCAAGCGACCGUUCACCAUCUGAGCCGACGAAACAAGACACGUCGCCAGUGGAUGAGAAGGCCAGUCGCAGGAUCAGCGAUGUGAUGGGCUCGGGUAACGCACGAAACGGGCGACUUGAUGAAAGUGGCUCAUCUGGCGAGGAUGCCGAGAGACAGCGAUCUGAUCCUCCGGUGGUUGAAUAUUCGGAGGCGUUGAAUCGGAAUGCCACAACCCAUUCCCGACGGCGACGGCGAAGAGCAACAACUUUGGGAUCAAAGCGAGAAUUCCAUGCCUCGGAUGAGAUGAUGGAUAGGCAGCGGGCGGAGAAUCUUCUGGAGCAGGUUCAGGGACAUCUCAUUCUGUGGCCCUAUGACUGGUUUGUGACGCUCAGUGUCCGCUGUACAUCUUCCUUGUUGACCAAUUAUUCUAGGCUUGAGAAAGAAGAACAGGGCGGAAACUGGCUUUACACGUUGGACCAGAUUUCCCCACUGGAGAUAUACAAUUAACGUGUUAAGUCUCAAAUACUAUUGAUCUUG
This is a messenger RNA of Aspergillus steynii IBT 23096, 5714 nucleotides long. It is a transcript of the gene pld3, whose product is annotated as phospholipase D. The record is from RefSeq and is a predicted model, not a curated record. Gene Ontology annotation, biological process: cell motility. NCBI's taxonomy places the organism in Eukaryota, Fungi, Ascomycota, Eurotiomycetes, Eurotiales, Aspergillaceae. The transcript is spliced from 3 exons. The coding region runs from base 273 to 5684 and encodes 1803 amino acids. Gene Ontology annotation, molecular function: catalytic activity; phosphatidylinositol binding.